This is a messenger RNA of Ostrinia furnacalis (Asian corn borer), 1556 nucleotides long. Its product is annotated as cytochrome b5. The record is from RefSeq and is a predicted model, not a curated record. The transcript is spliced from 4 exons. Lineage: Eukaryota; Metazoa; Arthropoda; Insecta; Lepidoptera; Crambidae. Gene Ontology annotation, molecular function: heme binding. Bases 1 to 369 code for a protein of 122 amino acids. Gene Ontology annotation, cellular component: intracellular membrane-bounded organelle; membrane.
AUGGCUGACAAGAACAACAUUUCAAACAGGUUUUACUUUGGCUUGCUUAGUUAUGUGAAAACAACAGCUAAUGUUAUUUUUAUACUCCAACAGCACCCGGGCGGAGAAGAAGUCUUGCUGGAGAAGGCUGGACAGGACGCCACGGAGCCUUUCGAGGACGUCAGCCAUAGCUCCGAUGCCAGGGCCUUGAUGAAGAAGUACAAAAUCGGCGAGCUGGUGGAGGCGGACCGCACGCAGAGCAAGGCGGGCUACGACGCCACCUGGAGCAACGACCAGCCGCAGGAGCAGGGCAACGCGUGGAGCUCGUGGCUGACGCCGCUGCUGCUGGGCAUCGCCGCCACCAUCAUCUACCGGUACCUGUUCGCGUAGUGCCCCGCCCUCCCCCGCCGCCCCGCCGUCCGCGCCCGACCGACCACCUGCAGACAAACGAAGUCGCCUCGCUUCUACUCAGCGCUGUAUAGUUCUGAAGCAGAAAGGUUUGGUUACUGAAGUCUACCUUUAAUUCUUGGAGCCAUUACAGCUAACCGAAAAUGUAAUGUUUUUGUAAAUAGAGAAGAAAGAAGUCGCCAAAUUAACAAUUAUACACAGCAAUAUACUGCUAUAACAAGACAUUUUAUAUGUACACAGUACACGGUACACCCUUAGAUUAAUCUACGAGUAUGUGUGUACUUACAAUAUUAGAAUGUCGUCUAUGUACGGUAUAGACGACAUUCUAAUAUUGUAUUUUUCAUCUUUAGCAAGAAUUUUUGGAGAGAUGCUAAUAAAUAAUAAACUAAUAUUUUUAUGAUAGCGCUGGACGUAGCAAUCUACAUCAUCAUUCUCCUUUAUAAUAAAAGUUAGCAUAAAUGUAAUUGAACUUUUUAAACGUCCGUAUGAACUACUUGUGAUUAUUAUAUAAUAUUUGAGGGCUGGAGCCGAGUUGCUUAGCAAUAAUUACACUAAACUAUAGCGAAAAAUUGGAAAUGUAGGUGGCUUGGUGCCUCUGGAUGGAAAAGUGCCUCGCGGCGCCAGCGCUUGCGUGGCCGCGCUUAGUUGAAGUAUACUAUUACAUAACCAGUAGAGAUAAGCGGACCUAUUAAUUUAGUUAUACUACCCAAUAACUUUCUAAUGUUAAUUUCAUAUUUAUGACUUAAGAUAUAUUUUACGUGCAUUUGCACGUUGGAUGAGGGUAUUAUAGGUGCUCUUUUGUGUGGAAAUCGCCAGGAGUGUUAGUCAAUUAUUAUGAUUCUAUGCUGUCUUAUAAUAUUGUUUGAUUGUGUUGAUAUGAUAUUUUGUACUUUUAGCACAAAUCUUUUUUUUGAUGUCUGAUGGCAUGGCACUCUUAAUUAAUAUUAAUAUGGUACAAGUAUGUAUUUUUUUUGUUUUUGGUCUAAAUGUCAAGUUAUACUUUAGCACAGGCGUAGGUUGUGGAGCUGAACAUACAUAAUGUAUAAAUGUAUGGUGGAAAUAGUACAAGUGUCCCAGCUUGCAAGCGACGAAAUGAAUGGCCUCAUUGUUGUGAUUACUGUUAUUGCAUAUUUGUACUUCAAAGAGCAUUUUUUAAAUAAUUUUAUUUA